This is a messenger RNA of Paramuricea clavata, 3958 nucleotides long. Lineage: Eukaryota; Metazoa; Cnidaria; Anthozoa; Malacalcyonacea; Plexauridae. The record is from the annotation of a GenBank genome assembly.
AUGAAGUUAACACUACUGCUGCUUGUAGUUACUGGCUGUCUUGCAAAACCUCAUCUGAGUAAGUACAUCAAUAUUUGUCUUGGUUGUUAAAUCAUUCAAGACUAAUCAUGCCCAUUAUAGCGUACUCCUUAGUUGUACUGGCGCUCUUCAUUUAGUUACUUUAUCCAUCAUCUGAAUUUCUUUGUAAGCUUAUUUGUAGUACACGAUGUAAUAUAUUUGUGGUUGUCUUAUAAGCCUAUGACCACUAGAGAGAGGGUUGUUGGCCUAAAUAAUCCCCAUCAAUGUGUCAUUCAGUUCGACUAAGAAUAAAUACGCCCAAGUGAACGGGUGCGCCAUGCAGUUGGACAAUGUAUAGGCAUGGAUUACGACAAAGGAUAGCGGGAAUGGAUUUCAGGUCAGGACUUGUUUCAGUUUGCGCAGCCUCACAAUAGAUAAAUAGCCAUAGAUAUAUUACGACAUACCUAAUUAGUUCUUCAAUAUUACCAUGUUUCUUCUUAUACCUAUAGAAUAUGAGGGGAACAUAAAUUAUAAAUUGCACAUAUCCAAUUGCACAAAUUAUGAUUCAAUAAAAGAUGUUUAUCUAUAGGGGAAAACUUCAAUCAAUGCUCUCCCCACCCCGAAGGGUUCCGUUUGCAAUGUUUUAUAUAUAGGGGAAAACAGGGACGUGCUGGUGUCUUAAAAAGAACAACGAAUGAGUAACGUGUGAAAGGGUCCAAGUCCGGUUAUAGAUACGUCAAUAUUAAUAUUUUUUCCCCAAAAUUGUUGGCAGGGGGGAGGGCGCCCAUUUUUUCCGAAAGCACAAAUAUUUUUCCGGAUAUAUCGUAAUUUUGCCGGGCAUACAAAUAUUUUUCCGGACAUAUCGUAUUUUGUUAAAUUUUUCCGUAAUAUGUUCAUAAAUUUAAAUUUUUACAAUAUCAAUUGUAAUGUCUUAAUUUUCAAAAUUAAAAUCUAUAUUUUUCAUUUUUUCCAAUAUUUUCAUUUUAGGGGCCCAUGAUAGCAGGGGCGCACAACAAGUUCUCGUUGGCUCGUAACUGGCCAGCACGUCCCUGGGGAAAAAUUCAAUCAAUGCUCUCCCCACCCCACCCCAGCAUGUUCCGUUUGCAAUGUUUUAUCUAUAGGGGAAAACUUCAAUCAAUGCUCUCCCCACCCCGACUCAUGCUCCGUUUGCAUAUUCUCACAUACAUUCGAAAGGAUUUUACCGACUUAACAAAUAUGGAUGUAGUUAGUUAGUAUCACUAAUAUGGGGAAUUAAAAAAACAAAAUAACUGUACAGACGAGAGAUGGUUAAAUCGCUUGCUAAAUGUAGGUGGUUUCUUGUAAAUUAUUUUAGAAAAGAAAUUUAUUUAAUAAAGUAGAAGUAGGACAUACCUUUCCGUCGAUGAUUCAAUAUUAUCCAUUUUACAAAGGAAAACAUCUUCUAAAUUAUACAAUUAAAAAAGAACAACAUUGAAAAUCAUAUUUCAUUUCUCUAAAUAUAAAAAAUAAUAGGGAUAAUAUAAAUGCCUUAAUUUCUAGGGGAAAAGCGUAACUUAAUCCCCGCGAGGAGGAAACUCUUGAUGCGACUCCAGCUGAUGACAGAGCUGUCACAAGCAGGAUUGCUACGAGUAUGAAGAAAAAAGAAAAUAAAUCUUGCAUAUUUCACUUCUAAAGUUAUUUAGAUAUUUUCGAAUUGAAAAUUUUAAAAAGGAAAAAGGGAAAAACAAACUUCAACCGCUGCAAGAAGAGAAGUUUACUUAAAUAAGCAAAGCAAUUUACUUAAAUAAAGAUGUUUUCAAACCCGACUUCAAGAAUAUUCCGAAAAUUGCAGCUGAUCAUGAGCAGUUUUCUAAUUAUUUAAAUGUAGCGAUAAAACAAGCAGGAAAUUAAACAGGAAUAUCUUAUAGUGUUAUGAGCCAUUGCGGAAAAUUUUCUACAUUAAUAUAUUCGCUUUGCUGGUUGACUGAUGGCCACUGAUCUUAAAAUAAUAGUGGAUACUUGAACGAACUUAUCUUCGAUUGUUUGAACAUAUAAUAUAAAAACGUAUAUAACAACACUUAUAGUGGAUUGGUACAGACUUUAAUCUAUUCCAGAACAAGGCAGUUUAUUACAGAAAAAUUAAUCUAACUGUCAAUUGAAAUUCAGUUAUAUGGUAGUAUUGAUCGUGCAUAGUACAAACUGAACAAAUUAGGAGGGAAAACACAACAAUACAAGAACAACAAUAUUGACAAAAAUAAAUGCUAAAAAAACAUAUGUGAUAUGAUCUUGUAUUUCUGUAAAUUUCAGGUCAACGAGAACGAAAUUUCUGGGAAAAACUAAAUCGUCUCCAGGAUUAUAAACCUGAUGAAAGCAAGCGAGAUUUCUACGACGAUAAUGAAAGCAAGCGAGAUUUCUACGACGAUAGUGAAAGCAAGCGAGAUUUCUAUGAUGAUGAUGAAAGCAAGCGAGAUUUCUACGACGUUGAUGAAAGCAAGCGAGAUUUCUACGACGUUGAUGAAAGCAAGCGAGAUUUCUACGACGUUGAUGAAAGCAAGCGAGAUUUCUAUGAUGAUGAUGAAAGCAAGCGAUCGGCAAUAACAGCACCAGCAACUACAAAGAAAACUCCUGUAACGAUAGUACUACCAACUACAAAGAAAACUCCUGUAACGAUAAGACCAGCAACUACAAAGAAAACUCCUGUAACGAUAAGACCAGCAACUACAAAGAAAACUCCAGCAACGAUAAGACCAGCAACUACAAAGAAAACUCCUGUAACGAUAAGACCAGCAACUACAAAGAAAGCCCCAACAUCGGAAAUUGAAGAAGUGGAAGUUGCAUUUAACAAAAGUCGCUGGAAAUCUAGGUAUAUAUUUUAUAUUCCAGCCUUUUUCGAUAGUUCAAACACAAACCACAGAAGCUUAUUCAUUUAUUGAUUGAUUCUCUUUUCAGGAACGAAGCUAUAUGGGUAUUCACUGAUAAUUGGUCUGAAGCAGUCUUUGGUGACUUGGUUGCUGGUUACUCAGUAUUGAUAGUCUAUGAUGGAGCCAGACUACCGUGGAGAGAUAUGAAGUAUGGACAGAGAGCAUGGAAUAUCUUUGCUCAGUUCAAGUUUGAUGACGGAAAAGUACAUCAACAAUUAUUGCAAGGACCAAUAAUGAUUGAAGGUAGCCCCCUACUUGUCAUUUUUAAGUCGGGUGUUCAAGCAAGCAAUUUUUCAACUUGCUGGGUUUGAUCUGAGUAAUAUCACAAUAAUUUUUAUUCCAGAAUAAUUUUUAUUCCAGGUCAUGAAAUAUUGACAACACAGAUCUUCCUUCCUUUUGGUACAUCAAAGUUGACCAUCUGGUUUAAGUUUUCGGGAGCAACAAGUGGAAUUCACUGGGACAGUGACUAUGGUAAGAACUAUGAAGAACAAGUACAUGAAGUAAAGGAACCAACUCUUGUAUUUCAUGCAGAUUACACAGAAGAUCAAUAUGGAAGACCUCUAGAACAAGGGAAGAAGUUCCAAGUGUACUACUCCACCGGGAGACUGGACGUGAGUGGUGGUUUCAGGCUAUACGCAGUCGCACAGUUCAAAGCUUCUGGGAGCUCCAUAACACAUGAGCUCACAAAUCCUCACAAUAGUUAUUACGUCACAUCUUUCCAUGUCUCGGAAGACGCAGAAGAAGUGAUCAUGUGGUUUUAUGCAAAAAGAGGAGACGAAAGACAUUAUGACAGUAAUUUCGGAGCUAACUAUCACUUUCCACUAGGUUAUUAGAUUACACUCAUUAGAGUAGCGCUCCAAAAAUAGUGUACGAGAUUUUCUAGGGAUUUUUAGAGAUCUUUAGGGAGUUAUUAAAGAUUUCCGGGGAUUUAUUAGGGAUUUUCAGGAACUUUUAAGGGAUUUUUUCAAGAUGUACGAGAUUUUUGUGAGUGAUACACCCCUCGGAUAAGAGUUAUUGGCUUGGAACAGCACUUCAUCACUUACAUGUAUUGUUUGCAUUAUGUUGUGCAGUCUUGUAAUCAC